AUGUCAGAUUACCCAGACGCCAAACGACACAAGACGCGAGACACCCAAGAAAUGCGGGACACCCAAGACACCCGCGACACCCGAGAUACCCGCGACACCCAAGAAACCCAAGAAGCCAGAGGAACCCGGGAACGGCGAGAAAGGAGCACAUCAGACUGGGUCUACCUCACCGAAUGGGUCAAUGUCACCUCCCACUCCAUCACCUCCCACUCCUCCACCGCCACCACCACCACCACCACCACCACCACCACCACCACCACCACCACCACAUCCACCACCGCUGCCUCCAACUCCGGAACGACCUCCCGAAACUUACAUCCCAAUACCCACCACCACCGCCGUUCUUCCACACUCCCCCCUGCACUUCCCCGUGCACUUCCCAGCGGUGCCCACGACAACAACGGCAACGAUACCGAAGAGUGGAUCCACGCCUCCGCCUCUCCCGACCCUCCGGACGAAGACUUCGAAUUUGUUCCGAAGGAGGCCGCUGACGGAGGAGAGGGGGACGGGGAGUGGGAUGGCGCCGAUCCCGACGAGGAGCUGAAGGAGCGUGCGUGGCAGGUGCUUAUGGGCUGGUUGGUUGAGAGGGUGGGUGGGGGUUGA
Tricharina praecox is the source of this 603-nucleotide messenger RNA. RefSeq lists its product as uncharacterized. Bases 1 to 603 code for a protein of 200 amino acids. The record is from RefSeq and is a predicted model, not a curated record. The transcript has a single exon. NCBI's taxonomy places the organism in Eukaryota, Fungi, Ascomycota, Pezizomycetes, Pezizales, Pyronemataceae.